CUCGGAAAUGAGCUCGCGCCGGCCUUCCGUACCUUCCUCAAGGUCAGGAGCGCCGAAGUCCAGCGCAACGUCUUCGGAAACCUGUCGUCGUGCUUCAUCGCCAGCGACCUCGAGCCACGGUUCGUCGAAAUGCAACACCUACCGGCGCUGGUGCCGAAGCUCGCCGCCCGCGACUGGGUCGACGCGCUACAGUCCGCGUUCGGGGUGAACCCGCCGCUGAGCGAGGAGGACACGCUUGUUCGCGACCGACUCCGCGCUCCUGCACGCCGUGAACGUCCUCUUCGCUUCGUACACAGCCCGGGAAUUAAUGUUUCACACGGCGUGGUGGUUCGCCCAGAUGAUGGCUGCCGUGUCCAGCGACGGGAUACACGCCUUCAUAUUGGGAAACAAGGUGGGCAACGAAAUAUAUCCGGUGCUCUGCGGAGGUCAAAUUGCCAUGGCGUACAACGCGCUGCUGUCCCGCGUCGAACACGGCACCGGCUCUGCCUCCACCGACCCGAGGUCGCCGGUGACACGACUCUUGAGCAACGUCCACGAGACGGCAGUCGGGAAGGUUCAGACGUGGACGAGCGCGUUGGGUUCCCAGGAGAUCGACGCUGUCAGCUCGCGCCUAGGCAACGCUAGCACCGUGGUGUGGCCCGAAGGGAAACACAACGAGAGCAGCGACGCUUGGUGGGGGGAAGACCUGUACGGUCCCGACUACGACAACGCGAUGCGAGGGUUCUUCGGUCACUGGCGCGAGAUACGGCAGCGAUUGCGGGGGUCCCUGAACACCGACGCCUAUCAGUCCAGCCUCCGCGUGUUCCGAUUGCAGUCGUCCUACCUGGCGACAUACGACGUCGUCUCUAACGCGAUUUCCGUCGGCGUCCAAGCCAUCACCGAGCCCUUCUAUGUGCUCUGACGGCACGAGUGCCAUCAAUUACGGUGGCCUUGGCUUUCUCUACGCCUUGCAGGUGGCGCGAGCCAUCAACACACUCACGCUCCUGCUCGACGGCGACCAUACACCGUCGGCUUGGGUUCCUCCAGCCAACGCCACCGACGGCAGCGGGGCACCAGGUCAGGUCCUUUGGAAGCUUGGCGGUUGCGCUUCCUCCAACGCGUCCGCCCACGUGACGUCGCUCUACCCCGCACUUCCGGCGCUGGAAAUCGCGCACAGCGCCUACAAGCGGUUCCGCAACGUCACGGAGGACGUGCCCCUCCGGGGACUGGAGGCCUACAGCGCAGAACAGGUCUUCUUCCUGACGGCCUGCCACGUGACCUGCUGGUCGACGAGCACGGGGCACCGCAUGUCGCCGGAGUGCACCAACGCCAUGAGCAACUUCGCCCCGUUCGCCGAGGCCUUCGGCUGUCCCGCCGGUUCACCCAUGAACCCUCACGAGAGGUGCCAGUUCUUCUGA
This is a messenger RNA of Dermacentor silvarum, 1397 nucleotides long. RefSeq names its product endothelin-converting enzyme 1-like. Bases 891 to 1397 code for a protein of 168 amino acids. The transcript is spliced from 2 exons. Gene Ontology annotation, biological process: protein processing. Gene Ontology annotation, molecular function: metalloendopeptidase activity. NCBI's taxonomy places the organism in Eukaryota, Metazoa, Arthropoda, Arachnida, Ixodida, Ixodidae. Gene Ontology annotation, cellular component: plasma membrane. The record is from RefSeq and is a predicted model, not a curated record.